AUGCGUACCCACUGUGAUAAGAUCGGUCGUCUUAUCUCAAAGAAGUUUGAUGUUGAUGAACAUAUUAAGAAUAUCUCUUCAUAUCGUUUAUCAUUCUUCGAGAAGCUUGUCAUAUGCAGAGGUUUGAAAUUUUCCUUGCCACAUAAGGUCUCACCAAUUGACGUUCAAGCCAGCUUCGAGAAAUUGUAUUGGAAAAUUGAUGAUAAAUUAUCAGAUCCUAAUCUUAAAGAACUAGCUGCGUCCACACUACGAUCCAUUGCUUUGAAUUACAUCCAAAGAAAGAGCCCCAAUCCACCUAAAGCUCUUGUUAAGGCGCUCAAUCUUCUAAAAGAACGAGAUGACAUUGUUAUCACAAGGCCUGACAAGGGUUCUGGUACCGUAGUAAUGGAUAAAGAGGAAUAUCUGCGCCUUUUACGUCAAGCAUCUAUAGCUGAUACAUCAAAAUUUACAUCGAUUGAUCCAAACCGUCCGAAAACUCGAGGCCGUCCACCUAAGCAUUUUCACCCUCUUCUGCAGAAAGAAAAAGAGUUGAAAGCAGUUUUACAUCAAGUUCUUCCCGAAAAACUGGCUGAAUCGUUGUCUCCCAAGGGUUCCCGACUAGCGCACUUGUAUGGAUUACCAAAAACUCACAAGCCUACCCUGAGUAUGCGUCCGAUUCUGUCAGCCUCAGGGACAUACAACUAUAAGUUAGCUAAAUGGUUGGAGGAAAAGCUCAAGCCUCUCUCGAUGAAUGAAUACACCAUUGACGACGCUCUUGUUUUCUCUAAAGAAAUUCGCGAACAUCCUGUCCUUGAAGGUGAUAUACUGGCUUCAUACGACGUAACGUCAUUGUUCACAAAUGUCCCAGUUCAGGAAACCAUCAACAUCCUUGUCGAGAAAGCCUUCACCGAUAAUUGGUUCAAUUCAACGUACGAUCUCAACUUACAGAAGGAUCAGCUCACUCAACUUCUCAGAAUGGCUUCCACUGACCAACUUUUCCAAUUUGAUGGUCAACUUUACGAACAGUGUGAAGGAGUUGCUAUGGGGUCCCCCCUUGGUCCUUUGUUGGCGAACGUGUUUAUGUGCCAUCUGGAAGAAAGACUAUCUAACGAUGAUUUAAUUCCUUCUUAUUACAAGCGUUAUGUCGACGAUACGCUUGCAAUAAUGCCUGGACUCGAUGCAGCUGUUCAGCAACAACUUGAGACUUCCUCCAAUAUACCUAUGGGUGGGAUCAAUACGCCAAAUAUAGCUCGUUAUCAGAAAGCUGCAAACAUGGUCUUCUUUGUGCAGUAA
Molecule: messenger RNA, 1272 nt
Organism: Stylophora pistillata
Lineage: Eukaryota; Metazoa; Cnidaria; Anthozoa; Scleractinia; Pocilloporidae
Source: RefSeq, a predicted model, not a curated record